UUUCUCCAUUCCUGGGCUUCCUGGUGUCUGUGACCACACCAGUUGGGUGUGCCAUCUGGGUCCUAGGCUCUUCAUGAUCAGGAAGGCACUCCUACACAUCAUCAGUGGUGUGGACCAUGCUGGUGGGACCACAAGUAUUUGCCCUCGGCUGACCUUGCCCAGAGCCCUGGUGACUCAGAGUACACGUUUUGGAAGUCUUCUGGGAUUCAAGGAUGAAGAGUAGCAUUACAGAAAGAAGAGGACAAUACUGGGAAUAUCUUUGACAUGUCCAUUUGGAAACAAUUUCUUCUCCUGAGAUAUAGCAAGGUGGAAAGCUUUUAUUCAGAACGAUGAAUUUCAUCAAGGAAAAUAGUCGAGUCCUCAUUCAAAGGAUGGGCAUGACCGUUACUAAGCAAAUCGUGGAUGAUCUGUUUGCAUGGAAUGUCCUGAACUGUGAGGAGGCAAGCAUCAUUUGCUGUGAGAGGGUGGAGCAGGACGCCGCGAGAGGGGUCAUUCACAUGAUCCUCAAGAAGGGCUCUGAGGCCUGCAACCUCUUCCUCCAAUCCCUUGAAAAGCGGAGCUAUGCUGUCUACCAGGCCUUAAAUGGACAGAGUCUUUUUCAUCAGAUAUCAGAAGGAGACUUAGACAGUUUGGCUCAAGAAUUGAAGGACUUAUACCACAGCCCCUCUUUUCUGAACUUCUUUCCCCUGGGAGAAGACAUUGACAUUAUUUUUAACUUGAAAAGCACCUUCACAGAACCUGUCCUGUGGAGGAAGGACCACCACCAUCACCGGGUAGAGCAGCUGACCCUGAGCAGUCUGCUGGGUAAUCUCCAGAGUCCUUGCAUCAUUGAAGGGGAGUCAGGCAAGGGCAAGUCCACCCUGCUACAGAGAGUCGCCAUGCUCUGGGCCUCCAGGAAGUGUGGGGCUCUGACCAAGUUCAAAUUUGUUUUCUUUCUCCGUUUAAGCCGGGCCCAGGGUGGACUCUUUGAAACACUGUGCGAUCAGCUCCUGGAUGUACCUGACACGAUCAGGAAACAAAGCUUCAUGGCCAUGCUGCUGAAGCUACGGCAAGGGGUUCUUUUCCUCCUUGAUGGCUACAAUGAGUUCAAGCCCCAGAACUGUCCAGAAAUCGAAGCCCUGAUCAAAGAAAACCACCGCUUCAAGAACAUGGUCAUUGUCACCACUACCACUGAUUGUCUCAGGCACCUCAGGCAGUUUGGUGCCCUGACUGCUGAGGUGGGAGAUAUGACAGAGGACAGUGCCCAGGCUCUCAUCCGGGAAGUGCUGAUCAAGGAACAUGCUGAAGGCUUGCUGCUCCAGAUUCAGAAAUCCAGGUGCUUAAGGAAUCUGAUGAAGACCCCUCUCUUUGUGGUCAUCACCUGUGCAAUUCAGAUGGGUGAAAGGAAGUUCCACUCUCACACACAAACCACGCUGUUCCGUACCUUCUAUGACCUGCUGAUCCAUAAAAACAAGCACAAACACAGAGGCAUGACUGCAAGUGACUUCACCCAGAGCCUAGACCACUGUGGAGACCUGGCUCUGGAGGGAGUCUUCUCCCACAGGUUUGAUUCGAAGCCAGAGGAUGUGUGCAGAGUGAAUGAGGAUGUCCUGCUGACAACUGGACUCCUCUGUAAAUACACAGCUCAAAGGUUCAAGCCUAAGUAUAAAUUCUUUCAUAAAGCAUUCCAAGAGUACACCGCAGGACGAAGGCUCAGCAGCUUAUUGAUGUCCUGUGAGCCAGAAGAGGUGACCAAGGGCAAUGGUUACUUGCAGAAAAUGGUUUCCAUUUCAGACAUCACAUCCCUGUACAGCAACCUGCUCCUGUACACUUGUGGGUCGUCUGCAGAAGCCACCAGGGCUGUCAUGAGGCACCUAGCAGCAGUGUACCAACAUGGCAGCCUGCUAGGGCUUUCCAUGAGCAAGAGGCCUCUGUGGAGGCAGCAAUCCAUACAGAGUGUGAAAAACACCACCGAGCAAGAGUCUCUGAAAGCCAUCAACAUCAACUCCUUCGUAGAGUGUGGCAUCAAUUUGUUCCAUGAGAGUUUAUCCAAAUCCUCCCUGAGCCAAGAAUUUGAAGCUUUCUUUCGAGGUAAAAGUUUAUACAUCAACUCAGAGAACAUCCCAGAUUAUUUAUUUGACUUCUUUGAACACUUACCUAAUUGUGCCAGUGCUCUGGACUUCAUUAAACUGGACUUCUAUGGGGGAACGCCAGCCUCCCAGGCCAAGUCCACAGAAGAUUGGGCCACAGUCCCCAGGGAAGAGACCUUGAAAACCUACAUUCCCAGCCGAGCUGUGUCUUUGUUCUUCAACUGGAAGCAGGAGUUCAAGAUUCUGGAGGUCACCCUCCGGGAUUUCAGCAAGUUGAAUAAACAAGAUAUUAAAUACCUAGGAAAGAUAUUCAGUUCUGCUGCCAGCCUCAGGCUGUCUGUCAAGAGAAGUGCUGGUGUGGCUGGCAGUCUCAGCUCGGUCCUCAGCACCUGUAAGCACAUUCAGUCCCUCCUGCUGGAAACCAGUCCCCUCACCCUGGAGGAUGAGCGGCACAUCACAUCUGUGACAAACCUGACAACACUGAGCAUUCAUGACCUGCAGACUCAACGGCUACCAGGUGGUCUGACUGAUGGCUUGGGUAAUUUGAAGAAUCUUGUGAAACUCAUCCUGGAUAACAUUAAGAUGAACGAGGAAGAUGCUAUAAAGCUAG
Molecule: messenger RNA, 2679 nt
Organism: Castor canadensis (American beaver)
Lineage: Eukaryota; Metazoa; Chordata; Mammalia; Rodentia; Castoridae
Gene: Nlrc4
Product: NLR family CARD domain containing 4
Biological process (GO): detection of bacterium; regulation of apoptotic process; defense response to bacterium
Source: RefSeq, a predicted model, not a curated record